AUGUAUGUCCUUCCUGUGUGGUGUGGCAGUAGAGUGGGGCUUAUUGCCCAGGGUAGCAUCCACGCAAACACCGCCCCUGACUCCACCGGACAAAAUGAUCGCAUAGCCCGUGUUUUACCGACAACAUUAAGCAGAAGGGAGGGGAAAACGGGGAUGGGGGCGCAUUCUAACCCUGCCUUUGUAAGUCCACCCUCUCCUUAAAUUGAAGACCACCUCCACACAGCCACCACAGAGGUGCAGCCGUCCGCCCCGCAGCAUCCCCAACUCCUCCUCAGCUCCGCUCCGGGCCCCUGCGAGGCACGCUGGGCUCUCAGGACUACCCACCCGCUUUAAGAAAAAAAAAAAAAAAAAACAUAAUAAUCCCACACCAGAGGCUGUGAACUUCAGCAGAUAGGCUCUAUGUCGCUGCGGACUUGCCCGGACAUCGGACCCUUCCACCCGCUGCGCUCCGGCAUGCAGGUGCUGACCUGCGCGCUGCUGACGCUCGCCGCGCUCCCCAUCAGCGGCACCGAGCUGCAGGCGUACUCCUGCCCGGUCGGGGGCAACUGCUCCGAGUGGAGGGCUCACACAAUCUGCUGCAGUGACAUUGAUAUUCUCCCGAGGUUUCCAGCAAGCACGGAGACACUAUUACUUUCUGAUACCAAACUCUCAACAAUUCCAGCGAAUGCUUUCGCCAGCAUGGUCAACAUCUCAGGGAUAUACAUAUAUGUGGAUAAGAAGCUGCAGCGGCUGGAGAGGCACUCGUUUUUCAACCUGAAGAAAAUCACCCACAUAGAGAUUCGGAACACAAAGAUGUUGACGUAUGUCGAUCCAGAAGCCUUUAAACAUCUUCCGAACCUCAAGUACCUGGGGAUUUUGAAUACUGGCCUGACUUUCUUCCCUGCUUUAAACAACAUCCACUCAAGCGACAUGAACUUCAUAUUGGAAAUUGUAAAUCAUCCCUACAUUACAGAGAUCCCGGCCAACUCAUUCCAGGGCAUCACAAGCGAGUUUCUGACAGUAAUGCUGUAUGGAAACGGCUUCAGAGAGAUACAACAUCAUGCCUUUAAUGGGACAAAGCUGGAUCAAGUUGAUCUACACAGGAAUGAGUAUUUGAUCAGGAUGGAUAGUCUGGCUUUUGCAGGAACCAUCAGUGGCCCAACACUUCUCGACGUCUCCCAAACAGGAAUCGCAUCCCUGCCCUCCACAGGCAUGGGCUCCCUGCGAGAGCUAAAGGCGCGCGACACCUGGGCCCUCAAGAAACUGCCGCCCAUCAAGGCCUUCAAGCACCUCGCCACCGCAGACCUCACCUACCCGAGCCACUGCUGCGGCUUCAAAAACCUCAAAAAGAGACGAGGCUUUUUGGAGUACAUCAUCUGUAACCUCACCGCUUUCUAUGACCAUUAUGAAAAGCGGUCGGUGGGACCCCUGAGCAUGCCGUCCCUUCAAGAGGAUGGCGUCAUGGAAACACUCCCAGAGCAGGAGCAGAGAAGCGUAGGUCACGGAGAACUGCAGCAAGACUGGAGUAGAGGAGACUCCCAUGGCAGCCUUUACUACCACGCCUACUUUGGAGGCCAGCCAGACCAAGACGUGGGUUUUGGAGAGACCCUCAAAAACCCCCAGGAGGACAUCAGCAAAGAUUUUGACAGCCGUUAUGAUUAUGUGGUGUGCGAGGAGGGGGGGGAGGUGGCGUGUGCACCGAUGCCCGAUGAGUUCAAUCCCUGUGAGGACAUAAUGGGGUUUGGCUUCCUGCGGGUGUCUGUGUGGUUCGUGAGCUUGCUGGCUAUUUUGGGAAACGUUGUGGUGCUCCUGGUGCUGCUCACCAGCCACUACAAGCUCUCGGUCUCGCGCUUCCUCAUGUGUCACCUGGCCUUCGCUGAUCUUUGCAUGGGAAUUUACCUGCUGCUCAUCGCCUCCGUGGACCUCCACACCCGCUCUGAGUACUUCAACCACGCCAUCGACUGGCAGACGGGCCCCGGCUGCGGACUCGCGGGGUUCUUCACCGUCUUCGCCAGCGAGCUGUCCGUUUACACCCUGACUGUGAUCACUCUUGAGAGGUGGUACGCCAUCACCUUCGCCAUGCGGCUGGACCGCAAGCUCCGUCUACACCACGCGGCAGCCGCGAUGGCAGCUGGCUGGAUCCUUUGCCUCCUCCUGGCUCUGCUGCCUCUGGUUGGAGUGAGCAGUUACCAGAAGGUCAGCAUCUGCCUCCCCAUGGACACCCAGUCCACGGCAGCUCAGGUGUACAUCUUGUUGGUGUUGGUCCUAAACGUCCUGGCUUUCUUUGUCAUCUGUGCUUGCUACUUUAAGAUCUACUGCACAGUGCACAACCCUCAGUACCACUCUGGAUCCAAGGACACCAACAUCGCCAAGCGCAUGGCUAUCCUCAUCUUCACUGACUUCUUGUGUAUGGCUCCCAUUUCCUUCUACGCCAUGUCGGCCGCUCUAAACCGGCCCCUCAUCACCGUAUCAAACUCCAAGAUUUUAUUGGUGCUCUUCUACCCCCUCAACUCCUGUGCCAAUCCAUUCCUGUACGCCAUCUUCACAAAGGCCUUCAGAGGGGACAUAUUCAUCCUCCUCAGCAAGGUAGGUCUUUGCCAGCAGCAAGCGCAGCUGUUUAGAGGCCAGACUGUCUCGUCGAAGGGCAGCAGUGGGAAUUCUCAGGUGCGGAGGGAAAAGGUUAGGAAAGGCGGGACCAUCGGCCGGGAGCAGGUCCCCAUCAACCUGAAGAGCUUCUCCAGACAGACCUACCACCAAGGAAUCCGCCAGAAGACAAGGAUUGAUGAGAACCAAGGCCUGGACACGUGAGUUUAACAUUAGCUUGAGGAAGCCAAGGAAGGUUUCAUUUGGAAGAAGCCAUGACAUAUUUCAGGACAGAUCUGUUUAAACGUUAAACAGAGAGCUCCCAUCAGCCAUCAUGAAUUCUAAUCCAAGUUUUAGUCCUUUGUAUUUUAGUAGCAUUUCUAGAAUAGCACUGAAAGCAAAAGCAUGGAUAAAAGUUGAAAGUCAACCUGGUUUAUCUUCAGCAUUGGUCAAGUGACACUUUAAUUUGAACCCCUUAUUUGAGCCGCGUUGUUUCAGUGUAGGUAUCGUCUUCAACUGCCUGCUGGCUCAGUGCCGUUCUACCGUGGAAACGUUGUGACGUUUAUUUUUUAACAAAAGGAGAGAAAAAAGUCUGUUUCAUUUGUCAUAAAUAUUUACAACUUUGUAGAUUACGAAAAACACUAUUAUAGCAAAUGACGAUAAAAUAUAAUCUUUUCAUGUUUUAAUGUCUGCAUUUGAGAAUUAAACCCAAAUGUGAUGGUUUCGAUUCUGUGCUUUAGUCUGAAGCAGAUGAGAAUUUUGACUGUACAUGUCGGCUCUGGAAACCUGUUUCAGUGACAUACAGGUUAAUAAAGUACUGGUUGA
Fundulus heteroclitus (mummichog) is the source of this 3387-nucleotide messenger RNA. It is a transcript of the gene tshr, whose product is annotated as thyroid stimulating hormone receptor. The record is from RefSeq and is a predicted model, not a curated record. Gene Ontology annotation, molecular function: protein binding; thyroid-stimulating hormone receptor activity. Gene Ontology annotation, cellular component: membrane. NCBI's taxonomy places the organism in Eukaryota, Metazoa, Chordata, Actinopteri, Cyprinodontiformes, Fundulidae. Bases 400 to 2787 code for a protein of 795 amino acids. The transcript has 10 exons. Gene Ontology annotation, biological process: G protein-coupled receptor signaling pathway.